Messenger RNA from Vitis vinifera (wine grape), 1573 nucleotides. Its product is annotated as putative disease resistance RPP13-like protein 1. The record is from RefSeq and is a predicted model, not a curated record. Bases 476 to 1369 code for a protein of 297 amino acids. Gene Ontology annotation, molecular function: ADP binding. NCBI's taxonomy places the organism in Eukaryota, Viridiplantae, Streptophyta, Magnoliopsida, Vitales, Vitaceae. Gene Ontology annotation, biological process: defense response to other organism. The transcript has a single exon.
GUUGGAGGAGCUUUUCUCUCCGCCUCUCUCCAAGUUCUUUUCGACAGGUUGGCUUCUUCGGAGGUCCUCUACUUCAUCAGGGGACAGAAGCUCAGUGAUUCAGUCCUCAGCAAGUUUAAGAUCAAAUUGCUGAUUGUGGAUGAAGUGCUCGACCAUGCUGAGGUGAAACAAUUUAGAUGGGAGUCAAAUAGUGGCUGGUGCACGCAAAGGAUGCUGUCUAUGAUGCGGGAGACCUGCUGGACGAGAUUGCUACCGAAGCUUUGCGAUGUAAGAUGGAUGCUGCUGACUCCCAGACUGGCCUAACUCAGGUAUCGAGCAGCUUUUCCAAAGCAUAGAGUCUAGGGUAAAGGAGAUCAUCGACAAACUGGAAGUCCUUGCACAAGCAAUAGAUGUGAUUGCUUUGAAGGGUGAUGGUAAGAAACUGCGACAUAGAUUACCCUCGGCUUCUCUGGUGGAUGAAUUUUGUGUGUUCGGCAUGGAUGAAAUUAAAGAGGACAUGAUUAGAAGGUUGUUGUCUGAUAAUACAUGUCGCAACAAGAUAGAUGUGAUCUCCAUAGUCGGCAUGGGCGGCGCAGGCAAAACCACCCUGGCUCAGCUUUUGUAUAAUGAUGGGAGAGUGAAAGGACAGUUUCACUUGAAAGCAUGGGUUUGUGUUUCGGGGGAGUUUUGUCUUCUCAAGGUGACAAAAUCAAUUCUCGAGGGAAUCGGAUCUGCGACCUCUUCUUAUAUGCAAAGCGAGAACCUAGAUUUGCUUCAGCAAAAACUGAAAGAGAGCCUUGGUGACAAGAAGUUUCUACUUGUUCUGGAUGAUGUUUGGGAGAAAUGUCGUAGAGAAUGGGAAGGGUUACGAAUUCCGCUCCUAGCUUCUGGGGAAGGAAGCAAGGUUGGUGUGACCACUCGCAAUCCAAACGUUGGAAAAAUCAUGCGUGCAGAUCAUACUCAUCCUUUGGAAGGGUUGUCCGAGGCACAUUGUUGGUCCUUAUUUCAAACACUUGCAUUUGAAAAUAAAGACUCCUGCCCAUAUCCUCAAGUACUUGAAUCAAUAGGCAGAAAGCUUGUCGCUAAAUGCCGAGGAUUGCCUUUAGCGGUCAAAGCACUCGGGAGUCUCUUGUAUUCUAAAACUGACAGAAGGGAAUGGGAACAGAUUUUGGAGAGUGAAAUAUGGGGUUUGCAAGAUCAUGAAAUCCUUCCUUCGUUGCUAUUGAGUUAUCAAGAUCUCCCAUUGCAUCUGAAACAAUGUUUUGCCUAUUGCUCCAUUUUCCCCAAGGACCAUGAAUUCGACAAGGACACACUGAUUUUACUAUGGAUGGCAGGACUUCUACAAUUUUCAAAAGGCAAUGAUAGAGUGGGAAAGGUAGGUAAGCAUUGAUGAACUUCUAUCGAAGUCAUUUUUUCAGAAAUCUGCUUUGAAAGAAUCAUGCUUUGUCAUGCAUGAUCUUAUACAUGACUUGGCUCAAUAUAUAUCUAAAGUAUUUUCUAUUGGAUUUGAAGAUGAUAAGGUGCAAGAAAUCUCUGAGAACACUUGUCACUCAUUGAACUUUAUAAGUAACUUUGAUGGAAUGGUUACGGUUAA